Pogoniulus pusillus (Red-fronted tinkerbird) is the source of this 1173-nucleotide messenger RNA. It is a transcript of the gene NPM3, whose product is annotated as nucleophosmin/nucleoplasmin 3. The record is from RefSeq and is a predicted model, not a curated record. The transcript is spliced from 6 exons. Lineage: Eukaryota; Metazoa; Chordata; Aves; Piciformes; Lybiidae. Gene Ontology annotation, cellular component: nucleoplasm; cytoplasm; nucleolus. Gene Ontology annotation, molecular function: RNA binding; histone binding; chromatin binding. Gene Ontology annotation, biological process: chromatin remodeling. The coding region runs from base 92 to 535 and encodes 147 amino acids.
UGAGCCAGGGGCGGGCUGGGCUGGGGCGGGACUGGACGGCUCGACUCAGCCCAGCACAGCCGCCCCAUUCCCAACCCCCUCCUGCCGCCUCAUGGAGUUGCACGGGCUCGGCUGCCCCGGCAGCGUUCUCUUCGGUUGUGAGCUGACUGCCAGUACCAAAUCCUACACAUUUCAAGUGGACAAGGAAGAUGACUCUGACCACAUUUUGGCUCUGUCUGUGGUCUGCCUCACAGACGGUGCCAAGGACGAGUGCAAUGUGGUGGAGGUUGUUGGACGAAACCAUGAGAACCAGGAGAUUGCUGUGCCUGUGGCCAAUCUGAAGUUGUCAUGCCAGCCCUUGCUGAGUCUGGACAACUUCAAGCUGCAGCCUCCAGUGACCUUCCGCUUGGCAGCAGGCUCCGGCCCGGUACACCUUGCUGGCUGGCACAGGAUUGUGCCCAGGGAAGAUGCUUCCUUUGAGGAGGAUGACUUGUCUGAGGAGGAUGACUUGUCUGAGGAGGAGGAGCUUGCACCUAUCAUGCCAGCCAAGAAGUAGAGGAGAAAGCAGUAGAUUAUCCAGGCAAGGUACUCACUGGGAUUUCUCUCCCUGGAUGGCUUUUACCUCGGACACCUCUUGCCAGGACCUCGAAGUUUGCUGUUGUCUUUUUUUUAAUUUUAUGUCUUUUUCUGUUGUUACUUACUGGAGAGCAGAGGCUGCUCCCAGCACUGGGGUGUCUUCUUUCUCACAACCCUGGGAGGCUAAUCCCAAAACUGGAUGGAUGCUGCUGGUAUAUCCCCUCUCAUCCCAGUGCUGGCAGUUGGGCAUGAAGGAUGUAAUCCUUGUCCUGUGCCUUUUUGCUGUUCUGGACCUCUGCUCUGCGCAUUCCUGCCCCCUGCCUCUGAAAUAUCCAUUCCUAGCCCUUUCCCCAAAAGACAGAUACAAAGCCAGCAGUGGAAUGAGUUAUGUCACUCAAUUUUAGUGCCAUUUGCUUUGCUUAACUCACAAUUUGAUGGUUUUUGUACACUUGUAGGUGUGAAACUGGAGCCCAGGCUGUGUCCUCAACUGCAUUUAUAGUGGGGUGGGAGGUAAUGGUCUGUCUGUGACUUAGGAGGCAGUUCUGGAUCAGUCUGCUUUGUAAUAAACUGUUUUUACACUCUGAAUAAAGGUCUCUCAGAUGUCAGAUCUGAAAGUCA